AUGGCCACGACUACCAAUUCCGAUACGGCCCUCUUAACGGAGCAUUUUGGCUAUCCUCCAGUUAGCCUCCUCGACGACAUCAUCAACAGCGUCAACAUCCUCGCCGAGCGGGCUCUCAACAGCGUCGAGCAGGGCCUCCUUUCGCAGCCGCCAGCCAAUCUAGGCUUCAAGCCGCAAGCUCAGCCGGCCCCGAAAUCCCGGUCCCGCAAUAACAACAAGGACGACAGGGACGAAAAUGCAGACCCCGCCGCCAACCAGACCCCCGAGGACGCGGCCCGCCACGAGAUCGAGAACGGCACCCAUCAGCUGGAGACGCUCCUGUGCGCCAGCAUCGACCGCAACUUUGACAAAUUCGAGCUCUGGGUCAUGCAGAACGUCCUCUGCAUCCGCCGCAACGAGGACCGCGACUGGAUCCGCCUGAGCCACUACAACGGCCUGGACUUUGACGCCGUGGCCCGCCGCCGCGGCCAGGGCCAGGGGCCCACCAAGGACUCCGACUCCCCCUCCGUCGACAACGUCCGCCGCCUGCGCCGGCGCCUGCAGGCCAGCCAGAAGCUGAACGGCCUCCUGCACGCCGAGCGCGCGCGCAACGACGAGCUGCUGCGCGAGCUGCGGUCGCUGGUCGGCACCACCACCACCGGAAAGGCCGACGUCGACGCCGACGCCCCGGCGGCGCCGCACCCGCACCCGCCCCCGCUGGCGUUCCUGCGCGACCAGGGCGCCCUGACCGAGGGCGACGCCGAGACGCCCCUCGCGACCACGGCGGCGUUCACGCUAUCGCAGCUGCAGGCGCUGCGGGCGCUGUCGACGGCGCUGAGGAACGUGCUCCCGGACCUGUCCGGCGGUGGGGAGGAGGAGGACGGUGGCGGCGGGGAGGGGGGUUCCGGGGGCGACAGGAACAAGAGCUGGCGGAGGCAGCGGCUCGAGUACGUCGAGACGGCGACGAAGAGGCACCUGGAGAACGUGCGGGGGCUGGAGCUGGGGCGGGGCGGCGAGGUCAUCGAUGGGGAGUGGCAGGGCGAGGGGCGGAGCGUCGGCAGGGGGGAGGUCGAGGGGCUGGAGAAGGUUGUUGCUAUCCUUGGGCCUGGCCCGGGGCACGAGGCCGGGAAGGGGGAUGAGAUGGAUGAGUCAUGACACGGGGGGCACACAUAACGGAGAGAGAGGUGCCUGUCGUUGGACGCUACUGGUAUACGAGUACUUGCGGGGAGUUUGAGGCGUCUUAUAUGUGGGUGGUUCGU
Messenger RNA from Phialemonium atrogriseum, 1238 nucleotides. Its product is annotated as Mis12 protein-domain-containing protein. The record is from RefSeq and is a predicted model, not a curated record. Gene Ontology annotation, biological process: mitotic cell cycle; mitotic sister chromatid segregation; kinetochore assembly. The transcript has 2 exons. Lineage: Eukaryota; Fungi; Ascomycota; Sordariomycetes; Cephalothecales; Cephalothecaceae. Gene Ontology annotation, cellular component: nucleus; MIS12/MIND type complex; chromosome, centromeric region. Bases 1 to 1134 code for a protein of 377 amino acids.